This is a messenger RNA of Ctenopharyngodon idella (grass carp), 2143 nucleotides long. RefSeq names its product E3 ubiquitin-protein ligase TRIM35-like. Bases 235 to 1590 code for a protein of 451 amino acids. The record is from RefSeq and is a predicted model, not a curated record. Gene Ontology annotation, molecular function: protein binding; zinc ion binding. The transcript is spliced from 6 exons. NCBI's taxonomy places the organism in Eukaryota, Metazoa, Chordata, Actinopteri, Cypriniformes, Xenocyprididae.
CACUUUCCAGGAAGAGACUGACUCAUUUCCACAUUUCUGUCAAACUGACUCUCGUGUCUCAACAAAAUCAAUAAAGAAUCAGCAAUCAGUGGAGAAUGAAGAAAAAUGCUUUAAAGCAGGAUUUUUGAGACAUUUGUUUCUAAACAGACAGCAGAUCUUUGUGAAUCUCGUGGUUAUUUUUGAAACCGUCGUUCUAAAAGUAAAGUUUAGAUUGCUGGAGCUCAAACUGUGAAAAUGGCUUCACUAUCUGUAGAAGAACUUUCUUGUCCUGUGUGCUAUGAAAUCUUCAAGGCUCCUGUUUUUCUAUCAUGUAGUCACAGUGUCUGUAAAGAGUGUCUUCAACAGUUCUGGAGAACCAAGAAAACUCAGGAGUGUCCUGUCUGCAGGAGAAGAUCCUCAAAAACUGAACCUCCUGCUAAUCUUGCAUUAAAAAACUUGUGUGAGUCGUUCCUGAAGGAGAGAAAUGAGAGGAGUUCAUCAGGAUCUGAGGAGAUCUGCAGUUUACACAGUGAGAAACUCAAACUCUUCUGUCUGGAGGACAAACAGCCUGUGUGUUUAGUGUGCUUUACUUCACAACAACACGUCAAUCACACAUUCAGACCCAUCAGUGAAGUCGUUUCAUCAUAUAAGGAGGAGUUCAAUACAGCACUGAAGUCCUUACAAGAGAAACUUCAACACAAUGAAGAAAUGAAAGGAGAGUUUGAGAAAACAGUUCAACACAUCAAGUCUCAAGCUGAGCACACAGAGUGUCAGAUUAAACAGCAGUUUGAGAAGCUUCAUCAGUUUCUCAGAGAUGAAGAAGAAGCUACAAUCACUGCACUGAGGGAGGAAGAGGAGCAGAAGGAGCAGAUGAUGAAGGAGAAGCUGGAGGAGAUGAACAGACACAUCUCAGCUCUUUCACACACAAUCAAAGACAUGGAGGAGAUGAUGAAAGCCAAUGACGUCUGCUUUCUGAAGGAGUUUCCAGUCUCAAAGGAAAGAGUCCAGAGCUCACAGCCGGAUCCACAGAUGGCUUCUGGAGCUUUGAUUCAUGUGCCACGUUACUUGGGCAACCUGCCGUUCAGAGUCUGGAAGAAGAUGCAGGACAUCGUCCAAAACACUCCUGUCAUUCUGGAUCCAAACACUACGAAUCCACGUCUCAUCCUGUCUGAUGAUCUCAACUGUCUGAGAUUCAAUGGGAACAAACGGCCUCUUCCUGAUAAUCCAGAGAGAUUUGACCAUUAUGAGUGUGUUCUGGGUUCAGAGGGGUUUAACUCAGGAACACACUGCUGGGAUGUGGAGGUUAAAGAGAGUAAAUACUGGAUUCUUGGAGUAACUACAGCAUCAAACCAGAGGAAGGGACAGGAUUUAUUUGACACUGAUGUUUGGUGUGUGACAUAUGGAUGGACUGUAGGUUCCGGUUUUCUUGUUAAACGUAAACUUGAUCGUGUGAGAGUGAAUCUGGAUUAUGACAGAGGAACGGUGUCAUUCUCUGAUCCUGUAACUAACACACAUCUACACACAUUCACAACCACCUUCACUGACACACUCUUUCCAUUCUUCAGUUGUUAUGAUGGAUCUCUGAGGAUCUUAGCGGUCAAUAGUCAGUAAUCGUUACUCCUGUAGGUCUGGAUCUUCCUGCUUUCAUCAUGUUUAAUCCAGAUCACACGAGUAAGAGUGCUGCCGGUCUGAAUAUCAGAUCAGAAUACAAGUACAUUUAUUCAUCUUUUUAAAAUGAUGUGUCAUGAAUCUCCACCCAUAACAGUAUAGUAACUGCCUAGCAACCACCCAGAACACCCUAGCAACCAUGUAGCAACACCCUGGAAAGCACACAGAACACCCUAUCAACUGUAUAGUGAUGUGUGUUUUUGUGUGUCUGAGAGACAGCAUGGACUCAAAACCUUCACACUUAAAUCAUUCAGACUUUCAAAAGGAUAGACUUUCUCAAGCCAACAUGAAAGUCUACUUACAUUAUAAUAUCAUAUUUUUCUAGUGUACCACUGAAAGAGUUCAUUCAACACUUUUUUUAGUUUUUGUUCUUGAUGAAUAAUUGUUUAUUUCUGUUCUAAGGUUGAAAUGAUCAUUUGUUGAUUGAAGUAAAUGGAUGUAAAAGGUUCUUGCUGAUCCACAAUAAAGUUCAAUGAAAUAUAAACACUUAAUCUGA